AUGUUAGGCGUUUUCGUUUAUUUAUUGGCUGGUGAAUUCUUUGCCGAAGACAGCCCUCAAAAGAUCUAUAGCACCGCUCUCGCCUUAGUGAGAGAGGAUGGCCGUUGUCAGGAUUUAUUUGGUCCUAAAAUCGCAGGAUUUGGGGAAGAGACUUCCCGAGGACGACGGCGUCACGUCGCCCAUCACAAGUAUGAAAAGGACGGCAGACAACGAAUUCGAGUUCUUUUCCAUCUGAAG
Molecule: messenger RNA, 237 nt
Organism: Strongylus vulgaris
Lineage: Eukaryota; Metazoa; Nematoda; Chromadorea; Rhabditida; Strongylidae
Source: the annotation of a GenBank genome assembly